AUGGAGUGUAAGCCUUUAUCCACACCUAUGGAAACAAAUUUGCACAAACUCAAAGUUGAAGCAGAAGAGUCUGAACCUAUUGAUCCUACAUUGUAUAGAGAAAUUGUUGGUUCUCUUAUGCACUUGGUGAACACUAGACUUGACAUCUGUUAUGCAACCAAUGUUGUGAGUCACUUUAUGUGUGAGCCCAAGAAAAUUCACUUAAUGGCAGCUAAGCAUAUCUUGAGAUAUCUACGAGGAUCUAUUGGAUUUGGGCUAAACUAUGAACAGGUAGAAAUCAAUCUUCAAGGAUAUUCUGAUUUUGAUUGGGCUGGAAGUACGACGGAUCGGAAAAGCACUACAGGGUGUUGCUUCAAUCUUGGAUCGGCUAUGAUUUCCUGGUUCAGUCGAAAACAGUCAGCAGUAGCAUUAAGCUCCACUGAAGCUGAAUAUAUGGCAGCAUCCAUGGGAGCACGUGAAGCUAUCCAAACACAUUGA
Cryptomeria japonica (Japanese cedar) is the source of this 477-nucleotide messenger RNA. RefSeq lists its product as uncharacterized. The transcript has 2 exons. The record is from RefSeq and is a predicted model, not a curated record. Bases 1 to 477 code for a protein of 158 amino acids. Lineage: Eukaryota; Viridiplantae; Streptophyta; Pinopsida; Cupressales; Cupressaceae.